Messenger RNA from Culex quinquefasciatus (southern house mosquito), 1019 nucleotides. RefSeq lists its product as uncharacterized. NCBI's taxonomy places the organism in Eukaryota, Metazoa, Arthropoda, Insecta, Diptera, Culicidae. The coding region runs from base 13 to 339 and encodes 108 amino acids. The record is from RefSeq and is a predicted model, not a curated record. The transcript has 2 exons.
AUUCUUCCAAUCAUGUCGACCGGAUAUGCCCUCGUUCUCCCGGCAGUGGUUUUUGUGCUUUCUAGCCAGCCCGUGUUUCGGCAACUCGUCUGCGUUCCGGAAGGUCAUCCUCCCAGCAGUGGCCCGCGUUCCGAAGAGUCGUCCUCCUGGCAGUUUUUUGUGCGCGUCCCAGCAGCAGCCCGCGUUUCCGCAACUCGACCGUGUUCAGGAGGGCCGUCCUCUCUCUACGGCGGACUUCCGGUAGAAUUCUGGUUGCGUGGCCUGUUACCACCGCGGCACCUUCAGCUUGCACGAAAGCACAAGAACCUUCAGGGUGCUGAGAUGCAGGUACCUGCGUAGAAUUUGGAUUGCGGUCGUCGACCUUCGAUGAUUUGAUGACCGCCAGACUAGGAGAGCAUCACAGAUUGCCACCAGGAUACAUAUUUUAGUCCAGGUUGAAGCGGAGCCGUUGAAGAACGUGCAUAACGUGUGCCAGUAUUGUCUGGCAGUUUGAGCCAAGAAAGCAGCUGAACGAAAAAAAGGUUGGAGCUGAGUAAAUAUUCGAAAAGGUUCAUUAACUACAAGGCGCAGAGUACGGGAACCUGAUCUGCACUGAACGACUCAACUCAACUCAGAUCCGCAUAUGACAUCAGUUUCAAAAAGUACAUCAACGAACUCGACACGGCGAUAUUUUAAUAGGAUUUAAUAGGGUUUACAAAAAAAACGAUACUAAUAAUACUAAUAAUUGUAUGGAAAAACCUCUUACACUUUUCUGCACGUUUUUAUUCAGAAAAAUUAGAAAAUAAAGUCAUGCAAUAUAAAAUCAUCGACAUGCAACACUUUUCUUUCUAUGCACGUGGUGGACUCACAUGGGGAAGUUGAAUAGCAAUGCCGAUGAAGUAAUCUAAUCUGAAGAUGUGACCGGCCUUUUGAGCGAUUUGUACUUUGUGGGUUUCACUGAAGGAAUUCAUUUUGUGUUUUGUUUUGUGAAAGUUUUUAAUACAAAAAGUUUAUUUGCGUGUUGGUGUUUGCAAACGCCC